AUGUGUCUUCGGCGUGAAUGGAACAUCCGGCGCCCUAAUGUUUCUACUAUCCGUAGUUUGGAAAUUGAACCCUCCUUGAGAGGUAGUAACGACGCCGUCCUGACGAGUAUAAAGAUUCCAGCUACAAAGUUGCCUGGAGAUUUCCGCAACAACAGCUUCCAUAUGAUAACUGCUUGUGGCAUUGGAAUUAUCUUUCCGUCUUCGUCAAGUUCAAAAGAGUAUACAUGCGGUCGUGGUCUAAAUUAUCAAUAUCUAUUUGUUGGUUAUAGGCUUUAA
Molecule: messenger RNA, 276 nt
Organism: Funneliformis caledonium
Lineage: Eukaryota; Fungi; Glomeromycota; Glomeromycetes; Glomerales; Glomeraceae
Source: the annotation of a GenBank genome assembly